This is a messenger RNA of Fusarium subglutinans, 2241 nucleotides long. RefSeq names its product hexose transporter. Gene Ontology annotation, biological process: transmembrane transport; carbohydrate transport. Bases 1 to 2241 code for a protein of 746 amino acids. Gene Ontology annotation, molecular function: carbohydrate:proton symporter activity; NAD binding. The transcript is spliced from 6 exons. The record is from RefSeq and is a predicted model, not a curated record. Gene Ontology annotation, cellular component: membrane. NCBI's taxonomy places the organism in Eukaryota, Fungi, Ascomycota, Sordariomycetes, Hypocreales, Nectriaceae.
AUGGCAUCAAAGAAACCCAUCGUUCUCCGCAUAGGCGAGGAUAUCAAGUAUAAUCAUGACUUUUACAACAAUGUCUUUACGAAGCGAUAUGACGUUGUCGCGAACGAAGAACCCGACAGAGAAUCAUUCAUCAAAGCACUAAAGGAGAACAAGUUUGGCUCUUGGUAUGAAAUUCACUACUACGAUGUGGUUCGCUCGCCUCCAGAAGCCGAGAAAGAGCUACAAGCGACAUAUCAUUCAUCCCUCCACGAGCUACUGGGCAUUGCGGAUUGCAUUACUCUACAUACUCCGCUCAACGCUCAUACUCAAGACCUCAUCAACAAAGAAGCAUUUUCCGCCAUGAAAGAUGGCGCGAGACUUGUCAACACAGCUCGAGGUCAGAUCGUUAAUGAAGAAGCGCUGAUUGAAGCCCUAAAGAGUGGCAAAAUCUCGGCUGCUGGUCUGGAUGUUCAUUACCACGAACCUCAGGUUUCGAAAGAACUUGCAGCUAUGGAUAACGUCACGCUGACUUGUCAUAAUGGAGGAGCGGCUAUUACGAAUAGAAUUAAUUUCGAGCUUAUGGCCAUGGAAAAUAUUCUGAGAGUGGUGGAUGAGAAUGGGGAGUUUUGUGGCGAGCCGACUACGGCAGUGAACCGCAAGGCCUUUGAAGAGGCUUCUUCCUCCUUCAUCACCUUGAUCGGUAAGCUUUUAAAGAUGUACAAGGCAGUGGCGGAGUUCUUUAGGCCAAAGGCCACCAGAACCUUGCACUAUGCUCAUCUCAAAAACAACACUCAUCCAACGUGGUACAAGGACUCCGGCUUGCGUAAGAAUGUCUGGCACUGCGUCGGUUUCUACUUCGCUGUCUUCUACCUUGGCUUCGAUGCCUCCCUCAUGAACGGUCUUCAAGCGAUCCCCCAAUGGGAAGAAUACUUCAACUAUCCAUCCGGAGACACCCUAGGUCUGAUCUCGGCCAGUUUGUUUCUCCCAGCGAUCAUUACUCCCUUUGCAGCGUCGUGGAUCAAUGGACUUUGGGGAAGGAAGUGGUGCUUAGCUGUUGGCUCAGUGCUGUUAAUCCUCGGUGCUUUCCUUAACGUUUUUGCGAAGAAUCUCGGAACGUUUAUUGGUGGCAGAGUCAUUAUCGGCGCAGCUGGGCCUUUCGGAAAGAUCACCGGCAUUGCACUGCUUCAGGAACUGGCACAUCCUCGUCUAAGACCAUAUGUUGCGACGGCGUAUUACAGCAACUAUUAUGUCGGUCAAAUCGUCGCUGCAUGGUUUUGCUAUGGCACACUAUCUUGGCCAGAUACCGAGUGGAGAUGGCGAGCACCCUGCCUGUUCCAAGCCUUUGCUCCAGCUAUUGUACUUGUACACCUUCUUUUUGUACCGGAAAGCCCUCGAUGGCUCAUCGACCACGACCGAUCCGAAAAAGCCCUCAAAGUUCUUGCCGACGAACAUGCCAACGGCGAUCUCAACGACGAACUAGUUCGAUACGACGACUUCCUCAAGACUCCAGGCAACCGACGCCGGCUCCUUGUUCUUGUCACCAUGGGCACUGGUUCCAACUGGGUUGGCAAUGGUAUCAUUGCUUAUUACCUGUCACCAGCCCUCAAGCUUGUGGGCAUCACUUCUUCAAGCGCGAUCGCGGGCAUCAACGGUGGCAUGGCGAUCUGGUCUCUUAUGUGGGCUUAUGCAGGAGCCAUGAGUGCAGAGCGUCUUGGUAGACGUACGCUUUGGAUCACAGGCACGGUUGGUAUGUGUGUCGCUUAUACAAUCAUAACUGGUCUCAGUGGCUCCUUUGCUGAGAACCCAUCACACGGCGUCGGUAUUGCUGUGGUCCCGAUGAUGUACCUCUUCAAGACGUUUUACUGCAUCAGUUGGUCGCCACUACCGUUUGCUUAUGGCGCUGAGAUUCUGCCUUAUAACCUCAGGCUGAAGGGUUUGAGUAUUGAACUGAGUGUUCAGAGUGUUGCGCUAGCUUUCAAUCAAUGGGUAAAUCCUGUUGCACUUGAGGCAAUUGCAUGGAAAUACUACAUCGUCUACAUUGCGGUCAUUGCCAUGUAUCUGGUUCUUAUCCUAUUCUUCUUCCCUGAGACAAGAAAUAUGACAAUUGAGGAGGUUUCCGUCCUCUUUGAUACAGGACGAAAAGGCGAUGCGGCAGCAGCUACUAGCAAGUUUCACAACAACCAGUCGAAGAUAAAUGAUAUGCUUGAUGAUGGAGAUGAUGCCGAUAAGGAACUCACUGUUUCGCGAGUAGAGAGAGCUUAA